Messenger RNA from Cebus imitator (Panamanian white-faced capuchin), 2421 nucleotides. RefSeq names its product G protein-coupled receptor kinase 4 (gene GRK4). The transcript has 16 exons. Gene Ontology annotation, biological process: regulation of signal transduction; signal transduction; protein phosphorylation. The coding region runs from base 568 to 2304 and encodes 578 amino acids. Gene Ontology annotation, molecular function: ATP binding; G protein-coupled receptor kinase activity. Gene Ontology annotation, cellular component: cytoplasm. NCBI's taxonomy places the organism in Eukaryota, Metazoa, Chordata, Mammalia, Primates, Cebidae. The record is from RefSeq and is a predicted model, not a curated record.
CUUCUGGGAGCUGUAGUGCCCCGGGCGCGGCGGCGAGGGGCGCGCUCACUAGAGCUAAGCCGUUAGCGCGGAGCCUGCCCCGGUGCGGGUCGCGGCGGCGGCGGCGGCGCCCUUGCCAGUGAGCCCCUGCCUGGGGUGGGCCUCGGCGUUGACUCGGGGCUGCCCGGGGGCCCGGCCCUGAGGAGAGAGUUGCGCGCACAAGGCGAGGGCCAUGGGGCCGAGAAGAGCCGGGGCGACAGCGCGGCGCCGGUGACAGCUGGGACCCGCCGCCGUCGAGCUGCCCCCUCCCCUCGCCCCGACCUCUCCCCUGCUGGCAAGGGCCGGCGGCGGCGGCGGCGCCCGUGGUGGCAGUGGUGGCGGCGGAGGCGGAGGCAGAGCCGGCGGCGGCGCCCGUGGUGGCAGUGGUGGCGGCGGCGGCGGGCCGGCCCCCCGGGACCGUGUCCGGGGCCGGAGGAGCGGGUGGCGCCCGGCGAGCUAUGCGCGGAGGCGGCGGCGCCUCGCAGUGUUCCGACCCCUCAGUCUUCUGGGUUUCGCAGAAUCCGCCGGCGGCAGCGGCGGCGCCGGGACAUGGAGCUUGAGAACAUCGUGGCCAACUCGCUGCUGCUGAAAGCGCGUCAAGGAGGAUAUGGCAAAAAAAGUGGUCGUAGUAAAAAAUGGAGGGAGUUACUGGUGCUGCCUCCUGUCAGCCAGUGCAGUGAGCUCAGACAUUCCAUUGAAAAGGAUUAUAGCAGUCUUUGUGACAAGCAACCAAUAGGAAGACUUCUCUUCAGGCAGUUCUGUGAUACCAAACCCACCCUAAAGAGGCACAUUGAAUUCUUGGAUGCAGUGGCAGAAUAUGAAGUGGCAGAUGAUGAGAACCGAAGUGAUUGUGGACUGUCAGUCUUCAAUAGUUUCUUCAAUGAUAAGUUGGCAGCCCCUUUGCCAGAAAUACCUCCAGAUGUUGUGAGAAAAUGUAGAUUGGGACUGAAGGAGGAGAACCCUUCCAAAAAAGUCUUUGAGGAAUGUACUAGAAUUGCCCAUAACUACUUAAGAGGGAAACCAUUUGAAGAAUACCAAGAAAGCUCACAUUUUUCUCAGUUUUUACAAUGGAAAUGGCUGGAAAGGCGACCCGUAACCAAGAACACAUUUAGACAUUACAGAGUUCUAGGAAAAGGCGGAUUUGGAGAGGUUUGUGCCUGUCAAGUGCGAGCCACGGGAAAAAUGUAUGCCUGUAAAAAGCUACAGAAAAAAAGAAUAAAGAAAAGGAAAGGUGAAGCUCUGGCUCUAAACGAAAAAAGGAUUCUGGAGAAAGUGCAAAGUCGAUUCGUGGUUAGUUUAGCCUACGCUUAUGAAACCAAAGAUGCCUUGUGCUUGGUGCUCACCAUUAUGAAUGGAGGGGAUUUGAAGUUUCACAUUUACAACCUGGGCAAUCCCGGCUUUGAUGAGCAGAGAGCUGUUUUCUAUGCUGCAGAGCUGUGUUGCGGCUUGGAAGAUUUACAGAGGGAAAGAAUUGUAUACAGAGACUUAAAGCCUGAGAAUAUUCUCCUUGAUGAUCGUGGACACAUCCGGAUUUCGGACCUCGGUUUGGCCCUGGAGAUCCCAGAAGGGCAGAUGGUUCGAGGAAGAGUUGGAACGGUCGGCUACAUGGCACCUGAAGUUGUCAGUAAUGAAAAGUAUACAUUUAGUCCCGAUUGGUGGGGACUUGGCUGUCUGAUCUAUGAGAUGAUUCAGGGACAUUCUCCAUUCAGAAAAUUCCAGGAGAAGGUCAAACGGGAGGAGGUCGAUCAAAGAAUCAAGAACGAUACUGAGGAGUAUUCCGAGAAGUUUUCGGAAGAUGCCAAGUCUAUCUGCAGGAUGUUACUCACCAAGAAUCCAAGCAAGCGUCUGGGCUGCAGGGGCGAGGGAGCAGCAGGGGUGAAGCAGCACCCCGUGUUCAAGGAUAUCAGCUUCAGCAGGCUGGAGGCAAACAUGCUGGAACCCCCUUUCUGUCCUGAUCCGCGUGCCGUUUACUGCAAGGACGUCCUGGAGAUCCAGCAGUUCUCUACGGUGAAAGGGGUCUGCCUGGACGCCACAGACGACGAGUUCUACGCUCAGUUUGCCACAGGGUGUGUCUCCAUCCCCUGGCAGAAUGAGAUGAUCGAAUCUGGGUGUUUCAGAGACAUCAACAAAAGUGAAAGUGAGGAAGCUUUGUCAUUAGAUCUAAAAAAGGACACACAUACCCCGGUUUCCAGACCAAAGAGAGGCUUCUUCUGUAGACUCUUCAGAAGAGGGGGCUGCCUGACCGUGGUCUCCAGUGAGAAGGAAGUGGCACCCAAGCGACACUGACCAUCCCUGUGCAGACCACAGAGCAGACCCUGGCACCCGGAAGGAGCACGUGUUAGCAUCUCGUCCCAACUGGAAUUGUAAUAAACACAUCUAAAUCAGACGUGCCUUGGGAGUGUA